AUGAGCUCAGGCAAAUACGUUGGAUUGGGUCCAAGAGACACCACUGAAUCACCAUUCCCAGAUACUUACCUCAACUUGCGCGAGUUGAUCUACUUCAGAUCAUGGCAAGCAUCAGGAAUCAUCCCAUUCUACUACUACUUUAUGUUGGUACUUGCACUCUUCUACUUCCUCUAUGUGAUCAUUAUUGAGACUAUUGCACUUGGCGCUGGCGGUUUCUUCCUUGGACUUCUCUUCGGAACAUUGAGAUUGUUAUUCGUUGCAUUGUUCGCUAGAGUCACAUCUGAGAUCUUCUUGUCCAUUUUCGACAUUAGAGACAACAUCUACAAGCAGACAGUCAAUGCUUCAGCCCCAAUUGCCCACCACCAACCAGCCCAAUACCCAAGCCAGUCAGCCUCCAGCAGCAACAACAAUAACGCUGACUUUGGCCAACCGUACAACGGCAAUCUCUAG
Messenger RNA from Acytostelium subglobosum LB1, 450 nucleotides. RefSeq lists its product as hypothetical. NCBI's taxonomy places the organism in Eukaryota, Evosea, Eumycetozoa, Acytosteliales, Acytosteliaceae. The record is from RefSeq and is a predicted model, not a curated record. Bases 1 to 450 code for a protein of 149 amino acids. The transcript has 3 exons.